CUGGCCUCCAGACAGUCCCUGUUCGUCCGCAUAAAUGCUGCUCAUGGCUUCUCUCUGAUCCCUGUGGACAGUCUGAAAGUAACCAUGAAGGAGCUCCUCCAGAAAGCCCUCAAGAAGAGGAAAGGCUCGCAGAAAGGCUCCGGACCCAUGUACCGUUUGGAGAAACAGAUGGAGCCAAACAUCGCUGUGGACCUGGAUUCAACGCUGGAGAUCCAGAACACUCUGGAGUUCUGCCUGGUCAGAGAAAACAGCUCCCGGGGGGAGGAGAGCUCUGAGGAAGACCCUCCCCUGGACAUCACCACGGUCCAGGACAUGCUGAGCAGCCACCACUACAAGUCCUUCAAGAUCAGCAUGAUCCACAAGCUGCGCUUCACCACCGACGUCCAGCUGGGCGUCUCUGGAGAGAAAGUGGAGAUAGACCCUGUCACCAAUCAGAAGGCCAGCACCAAGUUCUGGAUCCGGCAGAAGCCCAUCUCCAUAGACUCAGACCACCUCUGCGCCUGUGACCUGGUGGAGGAGAGGAGCCCCAGUCACGCUAUAUUUAAAAUCACCUAUCUCAGUAACCAUGACUACAAGCCGCUCUACUUUGAGUCCGACGCCGCCAUCGUCAAUGAGAUCGUGCUCAAGGGAGCCUCCCUGCCCCCCCCCUCCAUCCACAGGAUCAGCAGCGGGGGUCUGCAGCCGCAGAGCCGCGCACGGACGGGAGGACGGAUCCAGACCUGUCCCGGUCCCAUGGCAGUGGGACAGGAAGAGCAGCUCUCCUGUGUUUACUCAGGCUGUGAGCGGGGGGCCUCCUCCUGGAUGAAUGCUGCUGGACUCUACAACAAGAGGGACUCAGAGGCCACCGGAGCUCAGGCCAGGCUGAGGGAGCUGGAGGCCCAGCUGAACUCCAGAGAGGCCGUGCUGUCCACGGCCCUGUCUGAGAAGAAGGCUCUGGAGGCUGCGCUGGCCGAGCUGCAGGAGCAGCUGCUGGAGUUGGACACGGGCCUCGCUCAGGCCAAGAAGCACCUGGCCGACGAAACGCUGAGGCGGGUGGAUUUGGAAAACCGCUGCCAGAGUCUGACGGAGGACAUGGAGUUCAGGAAGACCAUGCAUGAAGAGGAGGUGAAGGAGGCCCGGCAUCGCUACGAGUCCCGGCUGGUGGAGGUGGACUCUGGGCGGAAGGAGGAGUAUGAAUACAAACUGACGCAGGCCCUGGCUGACAUGAGGGCUCAGAAUGAGGAGCAGAUCCAGAUCUACAAGGACAACAUGGAGAGCACCUACGUGGCCAAAAUAGAGGACCUGCAUCGCGUCUCUGAGAUGAACGGAGCCUCGGCCAGCAUGGCCCGCGAGGACCUGAGGGAGUCCAGCCUGAGGAUUGAGAGCCUGGGGGCCCAGCUGUCCGCGCUGCAGAAAGAGACUCGUGGCUGGAGGGAUCGCAUAUCGGAGCUUGAGGCGGCUCUGGCCCAGGAGAAGGACAGCAGUCGGCAGCUGCUGGCGGACAAAGAGCGGGAGGUGGCGGGGAUCCAGGCCCGCAUGCAGCAGCAGCUCAACGACUACGAGCAGCUGCUGGACGUCAAGCUGGCCCUGGACAUGGAGAUCAACGCCUACCGGAAGCUGCUGGAGGGGGAGGAGGAGCGGCUGAAGCUGUCUCCCAGCCCCUCGUCUCGGGUGACGGUGUCCCGGGCGUCCAGCAGCCGCAGCGUGAGGACGGCGGUGGGGAAGAGGAAGCGCGUGGACGUGGAGGAGCAGGAGGCCAGCAGCUCCGUGUCCAUCGCCCACUCCGCCUCCGCCACCGGGCCCGUCUGCAUCGACGAGAUCGACACCGACGGCAAGUUCAUCUGCCUCCACAACAGCGGGGACGAGGACCAGGCCAUGGUGGGCUAUGAGAUGACCAAGUCCAUUGGAAACGCCACCGCCACCUACAAGUUUACACCCAAAUAUGUGCUCAAGGCCGGCCAGAAAGUCAUGGAGGUGGCAAACAGGAGCACUACGUACAAGACGACUGAGGACGAGGAGGAGGAGGAAGAUGAUGAUGAUGAUGAUGGGGUGGAGGUGGUGGAGGAGGACUUCCAGCAGCAGGACGAGCGUCAGGCUGCCAAGAGAGGCUCUCAGUUGGUGGUCACCAGAGCUGAGGACGGCCUCAGAGGUGUGGCCGGCUCUACGGACAGAUGGACCUCCUCAGAGCUGACCCACAUCAGCCUGCAGCACCUGGUGAGUGCCCCCCCCCUCCUCCUGAUGGAGCUGGGAACCAGUGGCUUCCUCCCACCGUCCAAAAACCUGCAUGUAAGACCCCGGAUGGGAGCCUUCAGAACCCAAACACACGAGCACGUGGCGCGUGGCCAGCGGCUCCCCGUGGCAUGUGGGUCCGUGCACUGCACACAGAGUCCUCUGGAAGGCUCCAUGUAG
Molecule: messenger RNA, 2388 nt
Organism: Menidia menidia (Atlantic silverside)
Lineage: Eukaryota; Metazoa; Chordata; Actinopteri; Atheriniformes; Atherinopsidae
Source: the annotation of a GenBank genome assembly